Gongylonema pulchrum is the source of this 798-nucleotide messenger RNA. The record is from the annotation of a GenBank genome assembly. Lineage: Eukaryota; Metazoa; Nematoda; Chromadorea; Rhabditida; Gongylonematidae.
AUGAUCAUAGUGACGCUUGUUGCCCUAAUUCUUCCAGUUUCAAUUUUUUCGGAUCAGCUGCGAGACAAAACCAUUUCACAACGAUGUGAUGCCCUACAAGUUCAAUGGGAGCAAAGCGGAGAGGCAUUCCUGGGUGUACGCGAAACGUACGAAGGAAAAGAAAAGCUUAUUUGCUACGUAACCGAAUUUAUCAAUACUACUGGACGCCCAGAGGCACACGACUACGUUGCAACGUCAAAAAAAGACGAUGGAUUGAUGGAACCUGUACUGAAAAAAGCAGCCCCUGGGGUCGCAAUAAAUGAUACAAACGAUAGAAACGAAUCGUUGCCGUAUAAUUUGGUUAAUAAAAUGUGCAGGCAAACCGCGGGUCAUCGAACGGUCGCUGCACGAAUACGUCAUCGCGAUCAGAUUUUCGAACUGAGAAGUUAUGCUGAAAAAUACUUGAAAGAAAACGGAUUUGACAAGGUACGUGUACCGAUGCUAACCGGUCUUAUUCAUAUUCGCGGUAUGGGCUUCAUUUGGAUAUCAGGAAAUAACGGUACACAUGUCACCAUGUACGAUCCUAGCUAUGAAGCACUGUACGACGAGAUGCCUUUUUGGGUCGAUCCGACGUUUCAUCCGUACUUGAAUACCACUGAAAUACACUGCCAUCGUUUUGUAAUAUGGACUUGUAAGUUUUUGAACAGCCAAAUAUCCUGUUACAGUGAAGGCUUGAAUUUCUUUCAUUUUUUUAUGAAAACCAGUGAGCAUUGCAUGUUUUCCCGUUGUAACCCUGCCAAAACAGUUGUCAAUGAAUAA